Molecule: messenger RNA, 5004 nt
Organism: Sinocyclocheilus grahami
Lineage: Eukaryota; Metazoa; Chordata; Actinopteri; Cypriniformes; Cyprinidae
Product: clathrin heavy chain 1-like
Exons: 26
Coding region: 301-4443 (1380 amino acids)
Biological process (GO): receptor-mediated endocytosis; intracellular protein transport
Cellular component (GO): clathrin complex; clathrin-coated endocytic vesicle; extracellular exosome
Molecular function (GO): structural molecule activity; clathrin light chain binding
Source: RefSeq, a predicted model, not a curated record
UGCUUCAUACAUACCUCACUCAGGUCCUGUGAGAGCGUGCUUACAGCAUCUGCGCCGCAGGACAGGAGUCUCGUAUCAGUGCGCGCGGAUCUACUUUCUCGCGCGGAGGAGUCCGGCAGCGCUCCGAGAAGUUGCCCGGAGUGAAUCCGACCGGCCGAAGACGCAGAGAUUCACGAGCUUUCCCUCAGUAUGCUCGUCUAACGGCUCAAGCAACUCAGAGGAACCGAACACGAACACAACUCUUCAUCUGCGCCCCCUCCUCCUCCUCCUCCUCAUCUUCCUCCUCUCCUCUCCGUGAGAAUGGCGCAGAUUCUACCGAUCCGCUUCCAGGAGCAUCUGCAGCUGCAGACGCUGGGAGUGAGUCCAGCCAGCAUCAGCUUCAGCUGCUUGACCAUGGAGUCGGACCGCUUCAUCUGCAUCCGAGAGAAGGUGGGCGAGCAGAACCAGGUGCUGAUCGUGGACCUGAGCGACCCGAGCGAGCCGAUCCGCCGGCCGAUCACGGCAGACAGCGCCAUCAUGAACCCGGCCAGCAAAGUCAUCGCUCUGAAAGAUGCGGCGCGGACGCUGCAGAUCUUUAACAUGGAGAUGAAGAGUAAAGUGAAGGCUCACACUAUGACGGAUGAAGUGCUGUUCUGGAGGUGGAUCUCGGUUAACACCAUCGCCCUGGUUACGGACACGGCCGUCUAUCAUUGGAGCAUGGAGGGAGACUCUCAGCCAAUCAAGGUGUUCGAUCGUCACGCCAGCCUCGCGGGAUGCCAGAUCAUCAACUACAGAACGGACGAGCAGCAGAAGUGGCUCCUGCUCAUCGGGAUAUCAGCGCAGCAGAAUCGGGUCGUCGGUGCCAUGCAGUUGUUCUCUGUGGACCGGAAGGUUUCUCAGCCCAUCGAGGGUCACUCGGCUGCGUUUGGACUUUAUAAACUGGAGGGAAACCCAAACGCUUCCACGCUCUUCUGCUUCGGCGUCAGAGGGCAGGCUGGAGGAAAGCUGCACAUCAUCGAGGUCGGUCAGCCUCAGGCCGGUAACCAGCCGUUCACUAAGAAAGCAGUGGACGUGUUUUUCCCUCCUGAAGCGCAGACGGACUUUCCUGUGGCCAUGCAGAUGGGGACUAAGCACGGCGUCAUCUACCUCAUCACUAAAUACGGUUAUUUUCACAUGUAUGAUCUGGAGUCGGGCGUGUGCAUUUACAUGAACCGCAUCAGCGCUGAAACCAUAUUCGUCACGGCCGCUCAUGAGAGCACAUCCGGGGUCAUCGGGGUCAAUAAGAAGGGGCAGGUACUGUGUGUGUGCUUGGAGGAGGAGAACAUAGUAAAUUACGUGGCUAACGUGCUGCAGAAUCCCGAGCUGGCGUUACGUUUAGCGUUACGCAGCGAUCUCCCCGGAGCCGAGGAGCUCCUGACACACAAGUUCAACACGCUCUUCUCUCAGGGCAGCUACACCGAGGCGGCCAAAGUCGCUGCGUCGGCUCCCAAGGGUGUGUUGCGAUCGGCAGAGACCAUCCGGCGGUUCCAGGCCGUCCCGGCGCAGGGGGGCCAGCCAUCUGCGCUGCUGCAGUAUUUCGGGGUCCUGCUGGACCGCGGGCAGCUCAAUAAGCUGGAGUCGGUGGAGCUCUGCAGGCCGGUGCUGCAGCAGGGACGAACACAGCUGCUGGAGAAAUGGCUCAAAGGAGAGAAGCUGGAGUGCUCGGAGGAGUUGGGUGAUCUGGUGAGGGCCGCUGACAUCACUCUGGCCCUCAGCGUUUACCUGCGAGCGAAUGUUCCUGCGAAAGUCAUCCAAUGCUUUGCUGAGACGGCUCAGUUCCAGAAGAUAGUGCUCUAUGCUAACGGAUGCUGGUUGGUGAAUUUCUUCGGCUCUCUGUCUGUGGGCGACUCCGUCGAGUGUUUAAGGGUCAUGUUGGCCGCAAACCUGCGUCAGAACCUGCAGCUGAGCGUUCAGAUCGCCACCAAGUACCACGAGCAGCUGGGAACGCAGACACUGCCCAGCCCUACCUUACAAGUAGUAUCGAAGAUUCACGUUUUUUUUUUUCUUCUCAUCGUCUGUCAGUGGUUGGUGAAUUUCUUCGGCUCUCUGUCUGUGGGCGACUCCGUCGAGUGUUUAAGGGUCAUGUUGGCCGCAAACCUGCGUCAGAACCUGCAGCUGAGCGUUCAGAUCGCCACCAAGUACCACGAGCAGCUGGGAACGCAGACACUGGUGGAGCUUUUCGAGUCCUUCAAGAGUUUCGAGGGUCUGUUUUAUUUUCUGGGCUCUAUCGUGAACUUCAGUCAGGACCCCGAUGUGCACUUCAAGUACAUUCAGGCGGCGUGUAAGACGGGGCAGAUCAAAGAGGUGGAGCGCAUCUGUCGAGAGAGCAGCUGCUACAACGCCGAGCGCGUCAAGAACUUCCUCAAGGAAGCCAAACUCACAGAUCAGCUUCCUCUCAUCAUCGUGUGCGACCGCUUCGAUUUCGUCCACGAUCUUGUGCUCUACCUGUACCGCAACAGCCUGCAGAAAUACAUUGAGAUCUACGUACAGAAGGUCAAUCCCAGCCGGCUGCCGGUGGUGGUCGGGGGUCUGCUGGAUGUCGACUGCUCCGAGGACACCAUCAAGAGUCUGAUCCUCGCCGUACGAGGAGAUUUCAGCACUGACCAGCUGGUGGAGGAAGUGGAGAAAAGAAACCGACUGAAGCUGCUCUUGUCUUGGCUGGAAUCUCGUGUUCAGGAGGGCUGUGAAGAAACUGCUACCCACAAUGCAUUGGCAAAGAUCUACAUAGACAGUAACAACAGUCCUGAGCGCUUCCUCCGAGAAAACCUGCACUACGACAGCACCACCGUGGGCCGAUACUGCGAGAAGAGAGACCCGCACCUCGCCUUUGUGGCCUAUGAGAGAGGACAUUGUGACCUGGAGCUCAUACAGGUGUGCAGUGAAAACUCCCUGUUUAAAAGCCAGUCGCGGUAUCUGGUGCGACGAAAAGAUCCCGAUCUUUGGGCUCGAGUUCUGCAGGAGACGAACCCCUACAGACGGCCGCUGAUAGAUCAGGUGGUUCAGACGGCUCUGCCGGACACGCAGGAUCCAGACGAAGUGUCUGUGACGGUGAAGGCGUUUAUGACGGCCGAUCUGCCCAAUGAACUCAUUGAACUUCUGGAGAAGAUCGUUCUGGAGAACUCCAUAUUCAGUGAACACAGGAACCUGCAGAACCUGCUGAUCCUGACGGCCAUCAAAGCGGACCGGACGCGGGUCAUGGAGUACAUCAACCGGCUGGACAAUUACGACGCUCCUGACAUCGCCAACAUCGCCAUCAGCAGUGAGCUGUACGAAGAGGCCUUCUCCAUCUUCAAGAAGUUUGACGUCAACAGCUCAGCGAUACAGGUUCUGAUCGAGCACAUGGGGAAUCUGGAGCGGGCGUAUGAGUUUGCGGAGCGCUGUGCCGAGGGCUCGGUCUGGAGUCAGCUGGCUCAGGCUCAGCUUCAGUCCGGUCUGGUCAAAGAGGCCAUCGACUCCUACAUCAAAGCUGGCGAGCCGUCGGCGUACAUGGAGGUGGUGGAUGCUGCCAGCAGAAACGAGAACUGGGAGGAUCUGGUGAAGUUUCUUCAAAUGGCGAGAAAGAAAGCCAGAGAGUCGUACGUUGAGACGGAGCUCAUCUUUGCUCUGGCUAAAACAAACCGUCUGAGCGAGCUGGAGGACUUCAUCAACGGCCCCAACAACGCUCACAUACAGCAAGCUGGCGAGAGAUGUUAUGAAGAGGGUAUGUUUGAAGCGGCCCGGCUGCUGUUUAAUAACGUGUCUAAUUUUGCUCGCCUGGCGUCCACACUCGUUCACCUCGGCGAGUUUCAGGCGGCUGUUGACAGCGCGCGAAAGGCCAGCUGCACACGCACAUGGAAAGAGGAAGCGAUGCAGUUCUCCGCUGAGUCUCAGGACGGCGCUCAGUCUCAGGAUCUCCUGCGCUGGUUUGUUGAGGAGGGGAAGCGCGAGUGUUUCGCCGCGUGUCUCUUCAGCUCCUAUGAUCUUCUGGCUCCUGACCUGGUCUUAGAGCUGGCCUGGAGACACGGCCUCGUGGACUUCGCCAUGCCGUACUUCAUUCAGGUGACGAGGGAGUACCUGAGCAAGGUGGAGGAAUUAUCCGGACAGGUGAAGGUGGAUAAACUGCAGGAGCAUGAGGACAAGAGAGCACCUGAAGACCAGACUCCUGAAGCCUCCUCCAUCGUCUAUGCUGAUGCUGAGUGGCAGUCAAACACCCGUCAAUCCUCAGACGGGCUUCCCAGCUUACGGUUUCACUCCUCCGGUGUACGGCUUCAACCUUCAACCUUGAAUUUUCCUGCUAGGAAUUCUGGGAAACGUGUGCCUGUGCUGCAUUCAGGAAGCAUGACGAAGCAUCUCUGCAAUCAAAUGAACACCCAGCGCUACUUCCUUACAUACGUGUGUUGCGUUCACCGCUCAACAAGCUGCUCGUUAACUUAUAUUUUCAUUUGAAUCUGAUCAGAUCGCGCUGAUGAUGAGAGGAAGGACACUAAACCCGAACGACACUAGUUAGGGUGAACAAUACAGUAUUUGUAGUGACAAACUCAUUUCUUGGUUCUUUUGUCCAUUCUCGUCUGUUUUUAAUCGUUUGAUUCUGCAGCAUUAACUUUGUUUACGUUUCAAGCGGUACUAAAUUUCAGUUUUACAAUGUGAAAAUCUCACCAUCAGUGAUGAGCACAACCAAACGUCUGUUUAUUUAACACUAGCUUGAUGUAGCUGUUACUUGCUCAUGAUUAUUGAAGCUUUUUCUGCUGCUGUUCAUCAUCCAUGUUACUGCAAGCCAUAUGCACUGUCUAUAUAAUGUUGUAGUCAAAAGAGACAUUAUUUUUUAGGAAAACAUUAUGCAAAAAAUACAAAAAGUGAUGUUUGGGUUGCUCAGUGUGUAGCGACUCCUUCGACUGAAGAGGCACAGAGAAUAAAGUUUACAUGUGCUGUUCAUUCUGUCUCACUCUCAAGUCACUUCAGGUCACUGUCUUUCACGUUGUUCCUGUUUAAUGUGGGUUUUGUGUGUUU